CCCAUUGCCUGUUGGGAUUGAUGCCGGGGCAGAGACGACGUGAGAAAGAACCGAGAGACACAAAAUGUCACUGUAAAUUUGUGUUCUAGGCCGAGAAUAUCGUCAAUCUUAACUUCCGCUUUGUGUCGAAUGUAUUCGUAAAAUAAAAAUGGAGGUCAGUGUCCGAUUAGACCGUUGUCAUGGCGGUUCCCACUUUGCUGAUCAUUUUGAGCAGAAAUUUAAUCCUACAUGGAUGCAAGUUGUUCCAUCGACAUAAGAAAUGUUGAGACGGUCCCUGAUCAGAUUACUUCUGGAGACAGCCCCCACAAUGUCAUCGUAGACAGUCCGGGUCACAUUGUUGAUCUCGGAGAGGAGGAUAGUUUGGGAGGAGAACAGCUGGUGGAUGUUCCCAGCACCCUUCCGAACUCGGCCACAGAUGUCAAUUUACUUCUACUCCACUCUAACGGGGGAGGCAACCUCUCCUUAGAGUCCCCGGCAACCAAUGUCCCACAGCACCUAGAUACUCAAACCGUCCAGGCUGUAACCCUAGCUGAUGGAACAACAGCCUUCAUUCAACAUCCGAAAGGAGGGAAGUUUAUGGAGGGACAGACUAUUAGUCUGGAGGACGGGAGUACAGCAGUGGUACAGGGGGUCAGUCACGUGUUGCCAGUUAACAACAUUCAGUCAGAGAUGGACAGUGUGGUCAACCCCAACAUUGUACUGACCGAUUCCUCCCAGGUCGGAGGUCAACCAAUACAGUUAGAGGACGGGACCACUGCAUUCCUUCAUCACACCCCAAAAGAGGGAUUACAAGCUAUUCAGUUGGAGGAUGGGACUACAGCAUACAUCACCCACCCCUCAGCUGAGUCCCUCUUUGGCGACGCCCAGAUCACAAAUCUGGACAGUGGGACACUCAGUCUAGAUCAGCUAGCCGCUCAGGUUACAGUAGAUCAUAUAAAAGAACCUGGACUGGAAUCUCUACAAACAUCAGCAAGUCCCCUAGGACCCAAUGCUUCCGUUGUACAUACUGUGAUAGCAGCUGGGCUAGCACCUGACGAGAAGACAAUGGUGUUCGGUGAAAAAGCUUAUCGCUGUAGCUUUGAUGGCUGUGGCAGGCUAUACACCACACAGCACCACCUCAAGGUUCAUGAACGAUCUCACACUGGAGUCCGUCCAUUUAAAUGUGAUUAUGAGGGCUGUGGUAAAGCCUUCGCUACGGGGUACGGACUGAAAUCUCAUACACGUGUUCACACCGGGGAAAAACCAUACAAAUGUCCAGAGGAGGGAUGUGACAAGGGAUUCAAGACAUCGGGGGAUCUACAGAAACAUGUCCGCACCCAUACAGGAGAGCGUCCCUUUAAGUGUCCAUUUGAGGGUUGUGAGCGAUCUUUUACUACGUCCAACAUCAGAAAAGUUCACAUCCGAACCCACACCGGGGAACGUCCUUACAUCUGUAAUGAGGAAGGAUGUGGUCGAGCCUUUGCCAGUGCCACAAACUAUAAAAAUCACAUCAGAAUCCACACAGGAGAGAAGCCUUAUGUCUGUACGGUACACGGCUGUGGUAAGCGGUUCACGGAGUACUCCUCCCUCUAUAAACACCAUGUGGUUCAUACUCAUUCCAAACCCUACCACUGUAACCACUGCGGUAAGACAUACAGACAAACCUCCACGCUGGCCAUGCAUAAACGGACCGCUCAUGGAGAAGACACCACAGCGGAAUAUGAGGCCCAAGUUUACAAUGAGCAGAUUUUCUCAAAAAAUGGAGAGCAACCACCAGAAAAGAGGGCGAAGUUUGAGUACAGCAUAGAGGCAAAGGAGGAGGAUGGGGAAACCCUGAUCCAAAACGAGGCUGUGGUUAUCAACACGGAGACACAGAAUACACAGGAAUCUCUUUUACCAAAUGACCAAGUCCCAGCCAGUGCUAACAUUGCUACCAUCACAAUGGGGGAGCACGGACAACAACAGGUGUUUGUUAUCACUGACCCUGCUCAGCUGGAGGCUCUACAGCAAUUAGCAGCACAGCAGCAGCAACAACAGAGAGAAAGUAUGUCUGAGACAACUGAUCAGCAGCUUACAUCACUAGGGGUGGAUCAAACAGGAGCGGAAACUCCAUCAGACCAGGUCUGCACCCCGUCAGACAUAAACCAGCAAUCAACUGAAACUCUGACAAAUUUGGACCAGCCCGAGGACGUUUGUGAUCCGAAGCUGGAACCCGAGGGCAAUGUAGAGUCUGUGGUGUUGGAGGAUGGGUCAUCAUAUGAAGAGAAAGAAAUCCUACAGAGUGUGACAGAUGGUGACAUAGUCACAGACAAUGAUAUCGUCACAGAGGGCGACAUGGCGACAGACAAUGACAUAGUCACAGAUAAUGAUAUUGUUACAGAAGGCGACAUGACAGUGUCCGGAACCAUACAGGUCCUCGAGGAAACUGUGCAGACAUAAUCCACAUUAUUGUUUAUUUAUUUCUAUUUCUUUGAAUUAAAAUUGUUGCUUUUUAUGGCA
Messenger RNA from Saccostrea echinata, 2478 nucleotides. Its product is annotated as zinc finger protein 143-like. NCBI's taxonomy places the organism in Eukaryota, Metazoa, Mollusca, Bivalvia, Ostreida, Ostreidae. The record is from RefSeq and is a predicted model, not a curated record. Gene Ontology annotation, cellular component: nucleus. Gene Ontology annotation, molecular function: DNA-binding transcription factor activity, RNA polymerase II-specific; RNA polymerase II cis-regulatory region sequence-specific DNA binding. The coding region runs from base 229 to 2418 and encodes 729 amino acids. Gene Ontology annotation, biological process: central nervous system development; regulation of transcription by RNA polymerase II. The transcript has 14 exons.